Messenger RNA from Danio rerio (zebrafish), 1550 nucleotides. RefSeq names its product transmembrane protein 161A (gene tmem161a). Lineage: Eukaryota; Metazoa; Chordata; Actinopteri; Cypriniformes; Danionidae. Gene Ontology annotation, cellular component: membrane. The record is from RefSeq and is marked provisional.
ACCACGAGAGCUUCUACAUGGGACAUAAACUCAUUCAUUAAACUCAUCAAUCGAAGAUGGCUCUGAUGGGAGUUCAGCUGGUGGUGAGCUUGCUGGCGGUCAGCAUAAUGCAAAGAAUGGCCCCACAUCUCUCCUUUGCACGCUGGCUCUUAUGUAACGGCAGCCUUCUUAAGUUCAGACAUCCAUCUGAAGGCGAGUUGUGUGCCCUCGCAGGAAAGCAGAUUCCUAAGACCAGCAGGCGAGACAGGAGACAAAAUGGACACGGUGAAUCCAAGCCGCUCACAGUUCCAAAAGACAUCGAUCUUCACCUGGAGAGUACACCGGUAAAUGUCAUGGAUGCACUUGUUCUGCGGUUCUUUGUGGAGUACCAGUGGCUGAUUGACUUUGCCGUAUAUGCCACAGGGAUUUACCUCUUCACCGAAGGCUACUAUAGUGUAGUUGAUGCCAGCAAAGAAGUCAACAUUGCUUCCAUCUGGUGUGUGCUGACUGUUUUGUUUUGCCUGAGGACGCUGUAUCUCCUUAUGAGCCACUACUUCCUCUCUGAGGAGGGUGGCGAGCGCUCUGUGUGUCUGGCUUUCGGCUUCUUAUCUCUUCUUAUUGCGAUGCUGGUUCUUGUAGUGAGAGAAGACUACCUGGAGUUUGGCCUUGAGCCCGGAUUUACCAGUCUCUUUGACAAUUUUGAGGUCUUUGCCAGAAAGCAAGGAUAUGAGUGGUCAGUUCCCUUCACCAAACUGUCAGUGAAGCUGGGCCUGGCUGUAAUUUGUGCCUUUAUUGGAGCUCUUCUUGCCUUUCCUGGUCUGCGAUUGGCCCAAACUCACCUGGAUGCUGUUCAGAUGAAUGCAGAUCGUCCAAUGAUUCAGAUUCUUCUGCACAUGAGUUUUCUGUCACCAUUGGUUAUUAUUGUAAUGUGGAUAAAACCUAUUGCUCGAGACUUCCUAGGAAACGCACCAAUGGGAAAGACCUCAGUUACUCUACUUUCCAGUUCUGCCUUCAGCUCAGUGCGUCUCUGGACAAUUGUAGUGCUUUGUGUUUUACGACUUCUGCUCACUCGUUACCAUCUGCAAGCUUACCUUAACCUGGCACAAAAGUGGGUGGAGCAAAUGAAGAAAGAGGCGGGGCGUAUCGCUGCCAUUGACAUCCAGAGGAAGGUGACACGAAUUUUUUGCUACCUGACUGUAGUCACACUCCAGUACCUUAUACCUAUUUUGCUUGUGCUUUUCUCAACUUUGGCACUCAAAUCAUUAGGUGACUUCUCAUGGGGCCUUGGAGCUGAGACUCCAGGUGUCACCCCUGCACCCAUAAUCCCCAGUAGCACCCCUCCACCCGUACCCGGCCCAGAAGACGAUGAAGACAUGGAAGACAUGGAGGAGGACAUCCAGGCCACCGUAGCCCAUCUAACCGAACUCUUCUCUGCCUUGCGCGCCCUCCUCACACCUAUUUUCUUCAGGGGAAUCUUUGCCUUUCUUACAUGGUGGGUCGCUGCCUGUCAACUUAUUAGCAGCCUGUUCGGGAUUUACUUCCACCAGUAUCUCAUGCACAACUGAAAAAAA